GCUAUAAAAACCCUUGUUUGCGAGGAUUCCGCAGUCCCGUAGCCAGGAGAUUAGGGAUUCUAGAACUAUAGGCCGGGAGUGGGCGAGGGGGGAGGGGAGCAUUUUCCUAGCAAGUCGCACUCGCUCCUUGGGCUUUUCCUCCACCCCAGCUUGACCGCUGUGAUUGCAGCGCCCGAGGCUGGAGAAAUUUGGGAACAUAACUUAGGGUGGAGCCUGGGACCUAAUUCUUCUACCACUAGGGGCAAGCAAGUAACAGCCUCGCCCUAGGCCGACCUUCGGCCUCUCUAGCCAUCAACUCAUAGUCUGGGCCUGCUAGAGGCAAUGAGGCCGGAAAGAGGCGGGGCGGGGAAGAAAGCAAUAUGGACUGUACUAAAUACCCUUGCCUCGGGCACAGAAAGACUAAGGAGGACGGAACCUUUUCUUCUUAUAUUUGUCUGCAGGGAGUCACACCCUCCUCGGAAAGCAAAGGAAAGUAGGAGGUCUAUAUUUUUCUAGACCUCCUACUCUUUGGACCUCUCCUUCCUUUGCUCGGUGUCGACACUUUAUCCCCUCUCCUCCCUCGGUACUUUGGUACGAGCCAUUGCGAGGGGACGAAGGGAGGAAAAGGAAAAGGAAGCGAGCAGGUCUUAAAGGGACCACAGCCAUUUUUAAAAAGCCUCUUUUUCCUUUCUCCAGAUUUAGAAGUAUGAGCGCAGAAGAGUAGGCUCUCGGAAGCUGAGCACAACUGGAUCAGGAGGGACCACUGCUGGAGGCUGCAGCGCCUCCGGGGCGGGCGGAAACGAGGGUCUUCCCAUAGGAAGGGCUGGGUGUACGAGCCUCCUGUGCCCCGCGCACAUCGGGGGCUGCUUAUGAGCAUCAGGGCCAGCAGUGAGCUUUAACAUCUGGGGCCGGCCAGGGGCUGCGGGGUCUUGAGCGCAGUCGGUGGGGCCGGUGUGCCGGGCCGGAGUGUGACGCGGCGCGGCGGGGCUGAGACCGAGCUGGCACUUCCGGAUCCGACCGGGGACAGUAAGGGCACCGCCGCGAUGGCAAGCGAAAAUAUCUUCCUGUUUGUGCCUAACCUAAUUGGUUAUGCCCGGAUUGUCUUCGCCAUCAUUUCUUUCUACUUCAUGCCCUGCUGCCCUCUCACGGCCUCCUCUUUCUACCUGCUGAGCGGACUUCUGGACGCUUUCGAUGGACACGCUGCUCGAAUCCUUAAUCAAGGGACUCAGUUUGGGGCCAUGCUGGACAUGCUGACGGACCGCUGCGCCACCAUGUGUCUACUGGUCAACCUGGCGCUGCUGUACCCUCGCGCCACCCUUCUCUUCCAGCUCAGCAUGAGCCUGGACGUGGCCAGCCACUGGCUGCACCUCCACAGUUCUGUGGUCCGAGGCAAUGAAAGUCAUAAGACGAUCGACCUGUCUGGAAAUCCAGUGCUUCGCAUCUACUAUACCUCCAGACCUGCUCUGUUCACCAUGUGUGCUGGAAACGAGCUCUUCUACUGCCUCCUCUACCUGUUCAGUUUCUCCGAGGGACCAUUAGUUGGCUCUGUGGGUCUUUUCCGAAUGGGGCUGUGGAUCACCGCGCCUGUCGCCUUGCUCAAGUCCCUCAUCAGUGUCAUCCACCUGGUCACAGCGGCCCGCAACAUGGCUGCCCUGGAUGCAGCAGAUCGUGCAAAGAAGAAGUGACCCGAGAACUUCCAGCCCCUGGCUACCCACCUGCCCCGGAGUCUCACUGUGCCACGCGGCUCCCCUCUCCCUCCUGGGAGGUCCAGGCUUGUGUCAUCCUAACGUGUUAUCCAACCCACUGGGAAGGGGGUCAGCCUCUUUAGUGAUGUCAUGUUCUCUGUAAUCCUGAAGGCAAGUUCUACCCCUGGACUCCAAAUCAGGAGGGAUGCUCAGGACCUCCCACCCACAUGGGCAGUGCUUCGGGGGCACCAGGAGGCUUGCCUGAGGACUGGGCAUUUUCAGACGUGCUGGCUUGGCCUUGGGGUCUGGCUUGGCCUGAGACUUCAGGGACACUUGCAUGAGGGAGAUGGGAUAAGGACCAAGUUUCCCGAAAGGCAGGGAAUCAGACCUCUGCCUCUGGCCAGAGGAAGCCAGCGGGUCCUGUGGCUGGGAGACAAGGAGCCAUCUGGAUUCUUCUCCAUUGCAGCGUCCUCUUUCUAAUCCAUCCUAGCUCUGAAAGCCUGAAUAAUAAAGGUAGGGGCUUCACUGUC
This is a messenger RNA of Artibeus jamaicensis (Jamaican fruit-eating bat), 2194 nucleotides long. RefSeq names its product CDP-diacylglycerol--inositol 3-phosphatidyltransferase (gene CDIPT). Lineage: Eukaryota; Metazoa; Chordata; Mammalia; Chiroptera; Phyllostomidae. Bases 1023 to 1664 code for a protein of 213 amino acids. Gene Ontology annotation, molecular function: CDP-diacylglycerol-inositol 3-phosphatidyltransferase activity. Gene Ontology annotation, cellular component: Golgi apparatus; membrane. The transcript has 6 exons. Gene Ontology annotation, biological process: phosphatidylinositol biosynthetic process. The record is from RefSeq and is a predicted model, not a curated record.